AUGCUUAAAGUUCAUGAAUUCUUUUCUGUUGCCAUUUAAUUAGCCUAUAAUUCUGCUAAAAUUAUCAAUUCAGUCAGAUUAUCAUCAGAUAUUGGUUAAAAAUGGAAAGGUGUUGAUGAUCCUGUCACUAUUGCUGAUAUUUAAGCAUAAUCAUACAUUAUUUAAUAAUUACAUAGACAUUGGUAUUAUUGUUAAAUUAAUCAAGGCCAAAGUUAACAAUUAUUGGAGAAGAAUCCAUUUCAUAUUCUUAACCUAUUAAUUUACCAGAUACUAAUCUCUAAUUAUAUGAUGAGAAUAUUUUUAAUAGAACACAUUUAAAUCAUAUUAUUAGAACUUAAUAUGAAAUUGAUGAUUUAUGUGUUUGGGUUGAUCCUUUAGAUGGCACACUAGAUUUUGUUAAAGGAGAUUAUGAAAAUGUUACUACUUUAAUUGGAGUUUCCUAUAAAAAAUAAGCAUUAAUGGGAAUUAUCUCAUAACCUUUUAUUAAAUUACAAGAACCUUAAAAUACAUAUGAAUUUAAACCAAAAAUAUAUUUUGGUCAUUAACCAUAAUAAAAAGUCUUUUAUACAUAUGAUUCUAUAUCAAAUAUUCCAUCAGAAUUAAAGAAACCUUAAUUUGAUCCAUUGAAUGUUAGAUUAUGUACUUAAAGAAAUAGAUUAACUAAUAAAGAAUUAUAGAAAAUUAAAUCUUUAGGUUGUUAAUUAUAUUAGGUUGGUGGUUCAGGAAAAAAGAGUCUAACAGUUCUUGAGGGUUAAACUGACAUGUUUAUUUGUUUGGGUGUAGGAAUGAGUAAAUGGGAUAUUUGUGCACCUGAAGCAUUAUUUAAGACAUUUGGUGUAAGAGCAUAAAUUCUAUGAUAAGGGAGAUUUCCUUGGAUUAGCUGGUUAACAUUAUGAAUACAAUCCCAAUGAUAAAUCAUUUGACAAUCCUUAUGGAAAUUUAUCAAGCAUCCAUUCAGAAUUAUUAGAAAAAUACUUACCCAAAACUUAUGGCAUGUUAUGAU
This is a messenger RNA of Paramecium pentaurelia, 1003 nucleotides long. Lineage: Eukaryota; Ciliophora; Oligohymenophorea; Peniculida; Parameciidae. The record is from the annotation of a GenBank genome assembly.